GGCGGGCUGCGCGGCGGCCGGCGGUUGUCGGCGGGGCAGUCCGGCGGGCAGCGGCGGCCGUUCCGGCUGCGGCACAGCGGCGGGCGAGCGGGCUGGGCGGGAUGCGGGGCCGCCGCCGCCGUCUCCUGAGAGUCUGAGCGCCGGCCGGGCCGCGCGCCCCCCCCACCCCCUCCCCUCUCGGGCCGCCUCGGGCCGAGCGUUCCGAGCGCGGCCCGGGCCCAGCGCCGCCGCCGCCGCCGCCCCGCCCCUCCCCCGCCCGGCCGGCCGGCCCGGCGCUCAUGCGGACCGGGCCCCGCCCCCCGGCCGAGCCCGCCGCCCGAGCCCGCGCCUGAGCCAGCGCCGCGCGCCCGCCAGCCCGCACCAUGCUCAAGUGCAUCCCGCUGUGGCGCUGCAACCGGCACGUGGAGUCGGUGGACAAGCGGCACUGCUCGCUGCAGGCCGUGCCCGAGGAGAUCUACCGCUACAGCCGCAGCCUGGAGGAGCUGCUCCUCGACGCCAACCAGCUGCGCGAGCUGCCCAAGCCCUUCUUUCGUCUGCUGAACUUGCGGAAGCUGGGCCUGAGUGACAACGAGAUCCAGCGGUUGCCCCCCGAGGUGGCCAACUUUAUGCAGCUGGUGGAGCUGGACGUGUCCCGGAACGACAUCCCGGAGAUCCCCGAGAGCAUCAAGUUCUGCAAGGCCUUGGAGAUUGCAGACUUCAGCGGGAACCCUUUGUCUAGGCUCCCGGAAGGCUUCACUCAACUGCGCAGCCUGGCUCACCUGGCCCUGAAUGACGUGUCCCUGCAGGCGCUGCCCGGGGACGUGGGCAACCUCGCCAACCUGGUGACCCUGGAGCUCCGGGAGAACCUGCUCAAGUCUUUGCCUGCGUCCCUGUCCUUCCUGGUCAAGCUGGAACAGCUGGAUCUGGGAGGCAAUGAGCUGGAAGUGCUGCCUGAUACCCUGGGGGCUCUGCCCAAUCUUCGAGAGCUGUGGCUGGACCGGAACCAGUUGUCCGCACUGCCCCCGGAGCUCGGGAACCUGCGGCGCCUGGUGUGCCUGGACGUGUCGGAGAACCGGCUGGAGGAGCUGCCCUCUGAGCUCGGCGGGCUGCUGCUGCUCACGGACCUGCUGCUCUCCCAGAACCUGCUGCAGCGGCUCCCUGAUGGCAUCGGUCAGCUGAAACAGCUGUCCAUCCUGAAGGUGGACCAGAACCGUCUGUGCGAGGUGACGGAGGCCAUCGGUGACUGCGAGAACCUCUCGGAGCUGAUCCUCACGGAGAACCUGCUGACGGCUCUGCCCCGCUCUCUGGGGAAGCUGACCAAGCUGACCAAUCUCAACGCGGACCGCAACCGUCUGGAGGUGCUGCCGCCCGAGAUCGGAGGCUGUGUGGCUCUCAGUGUCCUUUCCUUGAGGGACAACCGUCUGGCCGCCCUGCCGCCCGAGCUCGCCCACACGGCUGAGCUGCACGUGCUGGACGUGGCUGGAAACCGGCUGCGGAGUCUGCCGUUUGCGCUCACCCACCUCAACCUCAAGGCCCUAUGGCUGGCUGAGAACCAGGCACAGCCUAUGCUCCGGUUCCAGACGGAGGACGACGCCCAGACCGGCGAAAAGGUUCUCACCUGCUACCUGCUGCCGCAGCAGCCCCCACCCAGCCUCGAGGAGCCGGGGCAGCGGAGCCCUUCUGAGAGCUGGAGCGACGCCCCGCUCGGUCGCGUCAGCGUCAUCCAGUUUCUGGAGGUCCCCGCUUGUGGCGACGACGCCGAGGAAGCUGCUGCUGAGAAGCGGGGCCUGCAGCGUCGGGCCACGCCUCACCCCAGCGAGCUGAAGGUGAUGAAGAGGGGUGUCGAGGAACGUCGGGGCGAAGCCUUGUCCUGCAGGCCCGAGUCUGGGCCACCCUCGCCUUUGGAGGAGGAGAAGAGGCUGAGCACCGAGUCUGGCCUGAGCGAGGACUCACAGCCGUCUGCUAGCACGGCCUCCCAGGGUGACCCCGAGGGGCCGCUGACCGAGACGCAGGGGCCGAGCCAGCAGGAAGCCGGCCCGGGCACCCCAGAGGAGCCUGCGGAGGAGACUUACGAGGAGCCCACAGUGCGCUUCGCAGAGGACACGCUGCUGCUGCCCCCCCCGAGGGAAGACGGCGAGAGUGAGGAGGGGCAGCCGGAGGCGCCCUGGCCCCUGCCCGGUGGGAGACAGCGCCUUAUCCGCAAGGACACGCCUCACUAUAAGAAGCACUUCAAGAUUUCCAAGCUGCCCCAGCCCGAGGCCGUCGUGGCCCUGCUGCAGGGAGCACAGCCGGACGGGGAGGGCCCGGCAGGGCCUGGGGGCUGGCACAACGGCCUCCACACGGCCUGGGCUCCUCGGGACGAAGAGGAAGGUGAGAAGGAAGAGGAGGAAGAGGAGGCGGAGGAGGAGGCUCCUCCGGACCAAGAGGAGGCUGAGAAGGAGGCGGCGGAGGAGGUGACCCUGGUCUCCGCGCCCUCCAUCAAGGGGGUGUCGUUUGACCAGGCCAAUAACCUGCUGAUAGAGCCCGCACGCAUUGAGGAGGAAGAGCUCACGCUCACCAUCGUGCGGCAGACGGGGGGACUGGGUAUCAGCAUCGCUGGUGGCAGGGGUUCCACGCCCUACAAAGGGGAUGACGAGGGUAUAUUCAUCUCUCGAGUGUCAGAGGAGGGCCCUGCAGCCCGGGCGGGAGUCCGGGUGGGUGACAAGCUCCUCGAGGUGAACGGCGUGGCCUUGCACGGUGCCGAGCACCACCAGGCCGUGGAGGCGCUGCGGGGGGCCGGCAGCACUGUGCAGAUGCGGCUGUGGCGAGAGCGCAUGGUGGAACCGGAGAACGCGGUCACCGUCACGCCCCUGCGGCCGGAGGACGACUACAGCCCUCGGGAAUGGCGGGGAGCUGCCCUGCGCCUGCCCCUGCUCCAGCCGGACCCCGCCGGGCCCCUCCGCCAGCGCCACGUGGCCUGCCUUGUGCGCAGCGAGAAGGGGCUGGGCUUCAGCAUCGCCGGCGGGAAAGGCUCCACGCCUUACCGGGCCGGGGAUGGGGGCAUCUUCAUUUCCCGCAUCGCAGAGGGGGGUGCUGCCCACCGGGCGGGUACUCUGCAGGUCGGCGACCGAGUCCUCUCGAUCAACGGGGUGGACAUGACCGAAGCCAGGCACGACCACGCCGUCUCUCUGCUGACCGCCGCUUCCCCCACCAUCGCCCUGCUGCUGGAGCGUGGGGCCGGAGGGCCCCUUCCCCCCAGCCCUCCGCCACCCCCCCCCACGCCUCCCAGUGUGGCCAGCACCGCCGUGGCCGCUGCCACCCCUGGGGAGUCUGGGCCGCUGCGGCUGGCCCCCAGCCUACCGGCUGCCACCUUGGAGGGGCCAUACCCAGUGGAGGAGAUCUGCCUGCCGAGAGCCGGGGGCCCACUGGGGCUCAGCAUCGUCGGGGGCUCUGAUCACUCCAGCCACCCGUUUGGUAUCCAGGAGCCUGGCGUAUUCAUCUCCAAGGUGCUCCCACGGGGCCUGGCUGCACGCAGCGGCCUCCGGGUUGGGGACCGCAUCCUGGCAGUGAACGGGCAGGACAUUCGGGAGGCCACGCACCAGGAGGCGGUCAGUGCCCUGCUUCGGCCCUGCCUGGAGCUGGUCUUGCUUGUGAGGAGGGACCCGCCACCCCCGGGCAUGCGGGAACUCUGUAUCCAGAAGGCUCCCGGCGAGAAGCUGGGCAUCAGCAUCCGAGGGGGCGCCAAGGGCCAUGCGGGGAACCCCUGUGACCCCACAGACGAGGGCAUCUUCAUUUCCAAGGUGAGCCCCACGGGAGCAGCGGGGCGUGACGGCCGGCUGCGGGUGGGGCUGCGGCUGCUGGAGGUGAACCAGCAGAGCUUGCUGGGCCUGACACACGGCGAGGCCGUGCGGCUGCUGCGCGGCGUGGGCGACACCCUCACCGUGCUCGUCUGUGACGGCUUCGACACCGACGCUGCCGCCCCUGCCGAGGUGUCCCCGGGUGUCAUUGCCAACCCCUUCGCGGCAGGAAUUGGCCGCCGGAACAGCCUGGAGAGCAUCUCCUCCGUCGACCGGGAGCUGAGCCCCGAGGGCUCUGGCAAGGAGAAGGAGCUACCAGGACAGACCCCACAGUGGGGACUGGAAGCUGUGGGUCGGGGCCCGGAGGGCCUGAAGCUGGACCACCGCACCCUGGCCGCCACGCCCGGCGCUGGCAGCACGCAGAGGGUCCUGUCUGGAACAGCCGGAGGGAAGAUGGCCGAGGCUCCCUGCUCCCCCUCCCCCAGCUGCCAGCAGCUCCCCUCCCCGCCCUCCCCCGACGCACUGCCCACCAACGUGAAGCAGGCCUACAGGACCUUUGCCGCCGUGCCCGGCCCACACCCGCCGGACACCCCCGCCCAGGCCCCCACACCUGGGCCCGCGGCCUCCCCGGAGCAGCUCUCCUUCCGCGAGCGGCAAAAGUACUUUGAACUGGAGGUGCGGCUGCCCCAAGCCGAGGGGCCCCCCAAGCGCGUGUCCCUGGUGGGUGCCGACGAUCUGCGCAAGAUGCAGGAGGAGGAAGCCCGGAAGCUGCAGCAGAAGAGGGCGCAGAUGAUGCGGGAGGCAGAGGGCACCGGGCCCCCCCUGGACCUGGAUGGGGAACCCCCCGAUGAGCCAGAGGAGCUGCCUCCCCCGACCGGCCCCAGCACAGGGCUCGGACCCUCGUCCCCCCUGCCUCCGGGAGGCAGCGCCCCGGUGCGCACAGCCAAAGCGGAGCGGCGCCAUCAGGAGCGACUCCGUGUCCAGAGCCCUGAGUUGCCUGCGCCUGAUCGGGCUCUGUCCCCUGCCGAGCGCCGUGCCCUGGAGGCCGAGAAGCGCGCAUUGUGGCGGGCGGCCAGGAUGAAGUCCCUGGAACAGGACGCCCUCCGUGCACAGAUGGUCCUCAGCAAGUCCCAGGAGGGCCGAGGCAGGCGCGGGCCCCUGGAGCGGCUGGCGGAGGCCCCCUCACCGGCGCCCACCCCGUCACCCACCCCGUUGGAAGACCUCGGCCCCCAGACCAGCACCUCCCCUGGACGCCUGGCCUUGUCUGGGAGGAAGUUUGACUACAGGGUGUUUGCAGCCCUCCCUUCUUCCAGACCUGUCUAUGACCUGCAGUCCCCAGAUUUUGCUGAGGAGCUGAGGUCCUUGGAACCGUCUCCUGGCCCUGGCCUGCAGGAGGAGGACGGAGAGGUGGCCGUGGUGCUCCUGGGCAGGCCCUCGCCUGGCCCCGAGGAGGUGACGCUGUGCAGCAGCCGCCGCCCGAUCCGGCCAGGGCGCCGCGGCCUGGGCCCAGUGCCCUCCUAGAGGUCCUGGGUACCUCCCCUGACUCGGGUGGGGGCCCUGCCCACAGCACCACCGCCCCUGCCCCGAGUCUUUUAACCUGGGUGUUAGCAUUUUAAAGAGGCCCCUCCCCAGUUGGGACCUGUUGGCAAGACUGUAACUAGUGACGUUUGUACAACCAAAGACUCUAUUUUGUGGUUUAAGAAGAAUAAAGUUGACUACGUUUUA
Messenger RNA from Neofelis nebulosa (Clouded leopard), 5480 nucleotides. RefSeq names its product scribble planar cell polarity protein (gene SCRIB). Gene Ontology annotation, cellular component: postsynaptic membrane; adherens junction; postsynaptic density. The record is from RefSeq and is a predicted model, not a curated record. Bases 363 to 5276 code for a protein of 1637 amino acids. Gene Ontology annotation, biological process: neurotransmitter receptor transport, endosome to postsynaptic membrane; neurotransmitter receptor transport postsynaptic membrane to endosome. Gene Ontology annotation, molecular function: protein binding. The transcript has 37 exons. Lineage: Eukaryota; Metazoa; Chordata; Mammalia; Carnivora; Felidae.